AUGUCGGAAGAGUGCAAUGAACUCGGAAGUUCAACAACAACUGCUGUUGGAAAUGCUUUGCCGGAAACCUCAAAUGGGUUUUUGGAGAAGGAACUGCCAUCCGAAGGUUGUUCUCCGGCACCAUCAAAUUGUUCAUUCAUCAGUGAACAGGAAGUUCAUGAAGGAAACUUCAUUCAUAGGCAGUCACCAUUUCUCAAUCUGAGCCAGGCAUCGCCGAGCGCUUUUUCUUCCUUUCAUCGGCCUGAUUUUUUGAAUAACUCUAUUGCCGAUUCUGAAACUUCUUCCCGAUCUUCAUUAGAUGGAUCAUUUCUUUCGAAAGAGUCUUCAUCUGAGGGAAUGGAAAAAUUUCGUGCUCAACGGUCUACCCGAAAACUCUCGUCAUCAUCGAGCGAUUCCGACGGAAGUGAGCUAACAGUGGGAGGUGGAUCGAUAGAUGGAGAUGAACCUGUUGUGAGAAAAAUCAGCAAGAAUAAAAUGGCGGAGUCAAACUUGCCUGUUGCACGGAGACUGGAUGCUCCUAGAGGACGAAUUGCCAACAUACGCCGUGAAAGUGAUUGUUCAUUGAACAAUGAGGUGGAACAUGAACGUCUUGUAAAAACGUCGCAACAGGUUUCAUGCGGUUUCGACGACAUAACUUUGGAAUCGUCCUCAGCAUCGGAAAUGCGGCGGAGAGCGCCAUCUGCUUCUUCUGUGGGAGAGCCAAUAUCGAUUGUUACCAACGUUUUCCUGCCUCAUAGCUGUUCUCCAAGCCCGACAAGGGUUUCGGAAAUACACAAGCAAUGCUACUCCCCUUCAACUCAUCAAAUGGUUCGUCCAAACAUGCCGUAUUCUGCUACCCCUAGUCCGACCCAAAGCCCUACGCGGCAGAGAUUACUUAGGAGUAUCUCUCCAAUAACGACGAAAAGUGCUCUGAAGCGGCGAUAUACAGCAGGCGUUGAUGAGGUAGAGGCAAAACGAAGUUGUGGCAGUAGCGGUGUACCGGCUGUUUUUGUGCGUAAUUCUACUUCACCACUCGUCACUGACCGCAGCUUUCCAUACACAUCAACCGUGCCGCAAGAGUUUGUCCAGCCAAGCAGCAUUAGCAUUAAUUGGGCAUCAUCAUCGUCAACUGGAGCUCGACGGCUCUCUUCAAUGGAAAGCCUGACGGAGCGUCGAAGUAGCGAUGACUCAGCGAUGGAAGAGCGGAAAAAUGCUGUUGAAAUUGCGCCGUGCAACGCGCAGGCUGAGGGCUUACCGUCUGAAGGCGAUGUUCAACAAAGUGACGACACUGGUAAAGAAACUGCUAGCUCAGAGAGUUGUGCCAUGUGCACUGAUGUAUGCACAUGUGUAAGAAAGUCGUCGAAUGAUGAGGAGCCGCAACCAGAACGAAGGAUUGUCUGUCCGUACGAGCCUUUUCUUCGUUCUGAUUGA
Molecule: messenger RNA, 1410 nt
Organism: Haemonchus placei
Lineage: Eukaryota; Metazoa; Nematoda; Chromadorea; Rhabditida; Trichostrongylidae
Source: the annotation of a GenBank genome assembly